AUGAAAAAUAUUUUCUUACUUCUUUUAAUUCUUUACAAAACUUUGGCAAAAGAAAUUGAUCUGAAUGAGAUUUGUCGAGGAAUUUUCUUUGAAGCAGUGUCGAAUCCAAACAAUUCUAAUCAAUUCUUCACUUGUGUUCAGGGAAAGGGAACAAUUGUUGAUUGUUCACAAGAAGAUGAAAUAUUCGACCCAUUGCUAGUUGCUUGUGUGCCUCCACCACCAACACCUGAAGUUCUCUGUUAUGAAAAAGGUUUUGGAUGGUUUCCACAUAACGAUGAUUGCACGCUUUACAUAGUUUGUGAGUUUUCGAGGCCAAUAAUUCGAAGAUGUCCCGUAAAUACGCUUUUCAAUCCGUCUUUGCCUGGAUGUGCUUCUGGGAAUGUUGAAACAUGCACACUCGACGAUAUUCCUAUAGUCACUACGACGAUAAGAACAACAACAAUAAGCUCAAAUGAUAUAAAUGUAAGCUUCGUUUGCCCCAGCAGUGGAUCAGGCAAUAUUCCUUAUAAAAACGACUGCUCACGAUACUACGAAUGUGUCUUAGGAAUUCGAAACCCACGAACUUGUUCUGAUGGUGAAAUAUUUGACGUCGUUACAGGAAGAUGUGAUGAUCCCGACAUAUCUUUAUGUGCUGAAAAUAUUCGAUGCACUUGA
This is a messenger RNA of Clunio marinus, 654 nucleotides long. The record is from the annotation of a GenBank genome assembly. Lineage: Eukaryota; Metazoa; Arthropoda; Insecta; Diptera; Chironomidae.